This is a messenger RNA of Cryptomeria japonica (Japanese cedar), 2268 nucleotides long. RefSeq lists its product as uncharacterized. The record is from RefSeq and is a predicted model, not a curated record. The transcript has a single exon. NCBI's taxonomy places the organism in Eukaryota, Viridiplantae, Streptophyta, Pinopsida, Cupressales, Cupressaceae. The coding region runs from base 1 to 2268 and encodes 755 amino acids.
AUGGAAUGGGCCAAUUCCUCUCAUCAAGAGGCUGCUAUGCUUCUCCUUGACUUCGAAAAAGCCUACGACAGAAUUGAGUGGGACUUCAUCUUGAUGAUGCUAAAAGCCUUUGGAUUCCCUGAUAUCUUUUGCAAGUAUAUUCAAAUUCUUUUAAAAGAUGCUUCUGCCAUGAUUGAUGUCAAUGGAUCCCUAACCAAUCCCAUUCCUUUGUCUCGGUCUAUUCGUCAGGGUUGCCCUCUUGCUCCUGCUCUUUUUGUCAUUGCUUCCGAUGCUCUUCAUUAUAUCCUUAAAGAUGACACCAUCUCCCCUAAGGUGUGUGGUAUUACUCUUCCUAAUGACUCCGAGCUCCUCAAUAUUCAAUUUGCCGAUGACACUUCUCUCUUUCUUGAGCUCAGUUUUGACAACCUAAUCUGCCUUUGUAAUAAACUUGAUAUGUUUGGUAAGGCUUCUGGAGCUCGUAUUUCCAGCUCCAAAUCCAUUAUGCUGGGAUGGAGUGAUCAUCCUCCGGACUGGCUUUGCCAAUUCGGUUAUUCCUGGGGAGGACCUAACCAAAUUGUUAGGUAUCUUGGUAUCCCCUUUUCUGUUAAGCCUUCCCUCAAAGAUAUGUGGUUAUGGAUAAAAGACAAGAUUUUCAGAAAACUUAAUAAAUGGAAUCAUAGACUCUUAUCCCUUGCUGGAAGAGUCCAGGUUUGCCAAAAGAUUCUCUCCUCCUAUAGUAUAUAUUACUCUUCUGUCUGGAUGUUUAGUAACUAUCAGAUCUUGGAAAUUCAAAAAGCCAUCAGGCACUUUCUUUGGUCAGAUGGCAACGGUUCUAGGAAAGCCCAUUCUGUUAAAUGGGACUGGUGCCAUCUAGAGAAAAGUCUCGGAGGGCUUGGUCUUAAAGAUCUCAAACUUCAAGGAAUGGCUCUUGCUUCUAAAUGGAUCCUUCAAUCCCUUGUUGGUGACCAGCCCUGGAAAGUUCUUGUCAGAAAUAACAUUCAGAAUGGAGUGCCUAAAACUGCUAAAUCUUGGAAACAUCUCCCCUUCAGUGAUUUGGUUUUUGGCAAUUUCCCCAUAUCUGUGAAGGGAACUUGGGUUUUCCGUUCCUUAUGGAAAGCAUGGGAGAACAUUCGACACUAUAUUGAUAACUCAACCUUUGAUUAUCAUUAUACUCUUCAAGGUGAGCGAUCAAUAUGGUGGAAUCUUCUCCAUCAAGGUAAACCCCUUGCUUUGACUAAAGGCUGUUCGGCUAAAUUUUGGGCCAACAAGGGUGUUAAGUAUAUCAUGGAUAUCCUUGAUCACAAUCAGCUCAUCAGUUGGGAAGACCUUGCUAAUCAAUUUGAUAUCCUUUAUUCUCAUAAGCGAACGUAUAACCUCAUCAAAAUGGCUUGUUCUCACCUUAAUCUCCCCCGUAAUACUGAUGUGGAUUCUCACCGAUUUCUCUCUUUUAGGCGGCAGGAUGGUACUCACCUCUCUUCUAUCAAAGCUAAAGAUAUAUACCGAUUUCUUAACCAUGAUACCUCUGUUUCUCAACAUCUUAAUGUCAUUUGGUACUCUUCCUUUUCCUCCUCUGAUUGGCAUAAAAUGUUUGAUAAGCUCUGGAAAGCUCCUAUUCCUCCUAAAAUUCAAUGCUUUAAAUGGCUGCUCCUGCUGGACAGGCUGCCCAUUAGAAACCAGCAUGCCACCCUUGAUAUUUGUUCUAUCUGUAGAGUUCCUGAAACUAUGAGACAUAUAUUUUUCGAUUGUUCCUUUGCCCGUGAAGGUUGGCUCAUGUUUGGUAUUUGCAUCACUCGCUAUGUUUAUACUUUGGAUAUUAUUACUGGUUUUAUUGAUGGCCUUAGAAAAGAUACUAACUUAUUUUGGCAGGUUCUCUCAUCUUUCAUCCUUUGGCAUAUAUGGAAAUUUAGAAAUGAUUCUAAGUUCCAAGGUUUUACCAGAUCUCUUACUGGAUUUCAUAGAAAUCUCAUUUAUUUUAAAAUUGCCUCACAGGUCUGCUGCGUGCUCAACCUGGAAAAAAGGAAGUUGCUCAGAUUUUUGCGUGAUGGUCGGGCUACAAUGUUUAUAUAUGAGAUGCAGAAUGGUUAUGAGUUAGCUAGUGUGCUGGACAACCAGAUGGCGUUUGAUGAAGCCCUUGCCAAGCUCAUGCAGGAGAUCCAAAACAGCAAAAACCCCUCUGUUGAUAACCUUCAGGUCUUUCAUCAACUGCUGGAACAGAAAAAGGCUAUCUGGAUGGAGGGACCCAUUGGUUGGACAUCCUGGGUCAACAAAUUUGAAGAUGUUUACCCGUAG